GCCUGAGACAUGAGGCUCGUCUCCUUGACGAGCAGUAGAACUUCCAUCAACACCAUCAAGGUAACCAAAAACCACUCUUUCGACCCCUCGACCGCCAACACGAGCAUCCGCGCACUAACCACGAGCAUCUUUGGGCCCCAUUCAUUAUUCCCAUCCUACGACCCUCCGCGGUUUUCCAUCUCUCGGCCUCCGCACCCCUUCGCAGAAGCAAACACUUUGGUGGGGCAACCUACCUCUGAAUAGCUCAACUUCGCUGUGAGUCUCCGAAUUCACCUACUCCCCUCAUCUGGUCCGGUCUCGGAUUCGUCGCAAAUUUCCACCUAAUACCAGCGUCGCGAAUAGUUUCACCCUUCUAUGCUCCCAUCUGGAGAGCGCCUGUAAUCGGAAUGCCCGCAAAUCGACGGCAACAGACGACCCAAUCUCCCGCCUCGCCAACUUCCAAAGCCACUGCGAAGUACAAAAAUAAAGAUGGUUCCAAGUUCAUAACUGUUCCAAAAUCCUCCACCAUCACCGAUUCCUCCGAAAACUCUCCCGCCAUGGCUCCACCAACGACGAAAUCCAAUGGACAAACACCCACUCCUCCCACGGAUUCCAAUAAUGCCGCGCCGACCGUCAAUCGCAAGAAGCAAAAGCGGAGGGAAAAGCAGGCUGCUAAACUUGCCGCAGAGCAACCAUCAAAACCUCCGACAAAUGGAGCGCAACCGCCUGACAAUGCCGAGAGGGAAAGACAGGAAUUGGAGGUGCAUAUGCGAGAGCAAGACUUGGAUGAUCAGUAUAGUCAAAAUGGACAAUUCGAUCCAGCUGAUGAUGGGUACUACGAUAGUGGUGAGGAAGGUGACGGGUAUGCUGGUUCGUAUGGCAACGAUGCUUCUUCUGGAAAUGGAGUGGGAUAUCAGAUGCCAAACUCGAAUUCUUCUGGCAAGAAACAAAAGAAGAAAAAGAAGUCCGCUGCCUCUGACAUGCCACAUCAUAUUCACGCGCAUACCCAUACUCACACCAUAUCACAUGCCCAUCCAGGAACGAAUGGCUUGUCGCACAACCACCUCCCACUUCCUCCAUUAGCAUCCACCAACAUGCCUCGAGGACCAGGUAUUUCAAAGGAGAAGAUAUGGAACACGUCUUCUCAGGAGGAACGCGAACGAAUCAAGGAAUUUUGGCUAUCUCUCGGUGAGGACGAACGUAAAUCACUGGUCAAGGUAGAGAAGGAUGCUGUUUUAAAGAAGAUGAAGGAGCAACAAAAACACUCCUGUAGUUGUACGGUUUGCGGACGUAAGCGCACCGCCAUCGAAGAAGAACUCGAGGUUCUCUACGAUGCAUAUUACGAGGAACUGGAGCAAUAUGCCCAUCAUCAAGGGGAUGGUGUACCUCCCCCCAUGAUGCCUCCACCUCGUCGAUUCGGCGCAGUGAGCGGACUCCAGCCGCCCCAUCGACUACCGCCUACUUUCAAUGGCCAACAGCCGUCGCGAGGAAGAAUAGUCGAGCAGCUGGAUGACGACGAAGGCGACGAGGAUUAUAGCGAUGAAGGUGAUGAAGAGGACCUGAGCGACGAGGACGAACCUGAAGAAAUCCCUCGAAAUACUCACGCAGCAGAUUUUUUUAGUUUUGGCAAUAGUCUUACCGUUCAAGGUGGUAUUCUUACUGUUGCAGAUGACUUACUGAAGAACGAUGGUAAGAAAUUUAUCGAAAUGAUGGAACAACUUGCCGAACGUCGAAUGGCGCGAGAAGAAGAUGCGAAGGAACAGUAUUCUAAUCAAAACUAUGGUCACCCUCCAAACGGCGCCAUGCACUCCCACUCACAUAGUCACAAUCAUCCACCUCAACCCGAAGAUGAAGCAGACUAUGACGAGGAGGAUGAGGAUGAGGAGGGAGACUAUGACGAUAGCCAAGACGAGGAUUACGAUGAAGAGGAGAUGGUAGGUAACAGGUGGUGUGGUUGCGCGGCCUGUUCUAAUUUCAUACAGGACACGAUGACGGAAGAGCAGCGAAUGGAGGAAGGACGCCGAAUGUUCCAGAUAUUUGCAGCUCGGAUGUUUGAGCAACGAGUAUUAACGGCAUACAAGGAGAAAGUCGCAAAAGAACGUCAGCAAAAACUCCUUGAAGAACUUGAAGAAGAGAGUCGGGCAGACUCUCAGAAGAAAGCCAAGAAGGCCAAAGAUGCUCAGAAGAAAAAGGACAAGUUAGCCCAGAAGAAACAGGCAAUUGCUGAAGAAAAGGCGAGACGUGAGGCUGAAAAGGAAGCCGAAGAGGCAGCUAAUCGUGCAGCCGAAGCGAAGAAAGCCGAAGAACAACGCGCCAAGGCCGAGGAGAAACGUAGGAAAAAGGAAGCUCAGAAGAAGGCCGAGGAAGAAGAGAGAUUACGAAAGGAGGCAGAGAAGCAGCGUCGCUUGCAGGAGCAGAAAGAGCGACAAGCUGAGCUUGAGCGCAAGCAACGGGAAGCGAAGGAAAAAGAGCGGAAAGAGAAAGAGGAAGCACGCCAGAGAGAGCGAGAAGCCAAGGAAUUGAAGGAUCGAGAAGCCAAAGAGCGAAGAGAGAAACAGGAGAAAGAUAAGCGAGAAAAGGAAGCAAAGGCGAAAGCCGACAAGGAGGCUAGAGAAAAGGCAAAGCGAGAAGAGCAGGCGGCUCAAUUAGCCGCUACUCAAGCUGCUAAUGCUGCAACCCAAGCUGCAAAACGUGCACAAGCGCCAGUACCUAUCCCUGCAAGUCUUCAGACACACGCUGCACCUGUGGCUUCUCCUCACGUACCAGUUGCCACGCCUGCCAUCCCUAAAGCACCUACCCCAAUCAAGCUUCGAACAAGUUCCCAACAAGGCUCAAACUCGAAUGGCUCUAUUCCCCAAACUCCUCAGAGCAGUUCAUUAAGCCAAAAUGUCUCGCCGCUCCCAAUAACCCCAUUGCAAGGUAGCCCUGGUCACAAUGGCCAUCCCAUCAAGAACCAAUCUUCGCAGCAUCCAUUUUUACACCAUCCUCAAGCUGCUUCACCAAUGCAUGCCACGCUGAAGAGCCCCCCAGGAAUGCAACCUGUUCCUUUUGGCAUGCCAAUGGGUAUGGGAUUUCAGCCUGGGAUGCCGAUGAUAGCACCUGGAUUCGAGCGUAUGCAUCAAAGCCCUAUGUUUCCUCAUCAACAACCAAUGCCUCCCUUUAGACCUCUCCCUGAUCCAAAUGGUAUGCCAAUACAUCCAGGAAUCAACAUGCAUCAAAUUCCACAAGGCAGAGGGUUCCCCUUACCACAUGGUCCUCCCGGAUUUCCACAAUUGCCUAAUGGUAUUGGUCUUGGUCAACCUUUUGGUAUGAAGGAAGGCCCACCAUCUCAAGCACACUCUAGACAACAAUCAGCAUCAUAUGAUAAGCCUUUCGAAGGACCCGCACAGGCUCAACCAAUUGCGAGACCAGCUCCAAUCGGUCGCCCUUCAAGUGUGGUGCAUGGAUAUCGAAGAGAAGCCGGAAGUAAUGAUGUGGAUGACCUCAGUAACCAUCUUGGUAGCAGCGCACUGCUUGACGAUUCCGAUGAACAGCCUCUUAAUCCAGAAUUUAACGGACGUCGCUCAAGCGGAGUAACGAAUAUGAAUAACCGACCAAGCUUUGCACCAAUACCUUUUGGGAUGGAUGGAUCAGCAUUUGCUAGCCCCAUCGGUUCAUAUAAUACUUGGGGCGCACCGCCAAACCCCUUUGGUCCUUCAUCAUUGCCUGGAUCAACAUACGGACUUGGUUGGGGUCAUAAUUCUUUAGGGCAUAGUACUUUUGGUGGAGUUGGAAGUCCGCCAAAUAUUCGACCUUCACCACCACGGCCAAUUGCCAUACGCCUUUUGAUCUGCCGUGCUUGCAAAAACAUGGAGGGUACCACGCCUGACGGUUUUUACAGUCUCAUUGCUCUCAAGGAGCAGAUUGACCAGUACCCGGCUAGUGAGCAUCCCAUAUCUGAUCAGGAAUUGUAUGACAUGUGCACCACCGAGGGCAACCCCCAAAACGGUGGCGGAUCUUUUGAGAUGCGCCAGGAUGACAAGGGAUGUUUUAUCCGACACGUUGUCGAGAAUGAUAGCCCUACGUCUCACCGUCCAGUGGGUCCUCCUGGUGAGAUUGGCAGCCCUAUUGGUGGUGGUGAUAGAAUGUCUCGGUACUCAGGACCUCCACCUCCCCCUGGCUUUUAAAAUUAUUCCCCGUUGGUGUCCUUUUGGGCACUUUCUCUUCUUUGUAUCAUUGCAUCGUAGUGUGGCUUUUCAUACCCACCAGCCUGGCGCUAUUGCUUCAAGUCUGCCUGCGUUUCUCGUCUUGGUGGAUGGGAUAGGUGGAUGGAACCUACCGACUUUCUACAGAAAUUAAUCUGAGGGAAAGCAGAAAGGUUUGCAUUGUAUUAGCCAGCGAGCGUGGCGCUUAUUUCAGUAAGUUAUCUCUCUUACGGGAGGGAUAAAAACUGGAAAUAAUAAGCAUAAUCAAAAUAUUUGAUAGGAUUCCUUUCUUGUGUUUUUUGUGAUUCAGAUGAAAUGGUA
Messenger RNA from Hymenoscyphus albidus, 4484 nucleotides. The record is from the annotation of a GenBank genome assembly. Lineage: Eukaryota; Fungi; Ascomycota; Leotiomycetes; Helotiales; Helotiaceae.